Molecule: messenger RNA, 3990 nt
Organism: Colletotrichum godetiae
Lineage: Eukaryota; Fungi; Ascomycota; Sordariomycetes; Glomerellales; Glomerellaceae
Exons: 6
Coding region: 1-3990 (1329 amino acids)
Cellular component (GO): cytoplasm; nucleus
Molecular function (GO): protein binding
Source: RefSeq, a predicted model, not a curated record
AUGGCAGCAAAGAUGACCCGUGCCUUUCUGUUCACGGUCGUUCUCGCUGCAAGCGUUGCAGCAGAUGAUGGAGACGACUUCAUCAAUAAUCUGUUCUCAGACCUAGCACCACUGUAUACCGAAAGGCUGCUCGCCCUACUUGGAGAGAGGGUCACUAUGCAGUUUAUGAGUCAAUCACUCGGCUGGGCUGAUAAUGUCGUCUUGGCUAUGGUGCCUCUCGGAAUCGUUACAAUCAUCGUCAGCGCUAUCCGGGUCGGAGGGCCCGGAUUCCUUAAGGCUCUCAUUGGCAGAGCUAGAGAGAAUCUUGCUGUUGCUGAACAAGAGCUAAUGUCGUCUACAUCAACAGAGGUCUGCGAGCUCUGGAACGGCCAUGAAGUAGUGAGAUGUAUGGGGUCGGCUCCAAUUGCAGAGUUCAUUUGCUUACUGCCUGAAUUUGGAGUCACUGAGAAUGCUCAAGUGGAGGUCAUGCCGUUCGAAAAAGUCAAAAGUCAAUAUUUUGCUGAUAAGGAGAAAUCAUCGAACUCAGCAAAUCCAUCGAAAUCAGGCAUCAUUAUAACACGGAAUCCGCGGAAAAGCUCCCCAAAUAUCACCCUCAAUUCUCACAACAUCACGAGCAGAGCUGAACUACGCGCAGCGGCAGUAUGGGGAACUCUGCCCCAGUUGGGACUCAUCGCAUACGCCGGAUGUUCCGUGCAUUACCCAGCAUUGGGCUUUCUCAAGGACGGAAACCCCGUCGCUCGGUAUGCGUUCCCGUGCCAAUGGGUUGGAACGCUUCUGCUGAUCGUCGGCCUUCUCCUUUGUGCCCAUGUGGUUGAGAGUAGCACCAUCGAAAAGAAAUACCGGUCCUUGGACAAAAUGACGGCACAAGUGGUCUGGUUACAGAAGACAAAAACUGUCAGUGACCAGGUAUUUGACUCAUUUGCAAUCUAUGCAAAAACUAAACGGGCUUUCAUCACAACGUCGGAGCGGAGGCGUAAUGAAAGAAAGCCUUCGGGGUCUCCAUCGAACCAGGAAGCUAUGUCAACGUUUACUACCCGAGACGAAAAGCCUGGAGUCUCCCUAGAGCUGGGAACGAGCAUUGGGAUGGCCGUCAGCCUGUGUGGGUAUAUCGUGCAAUUCAUUGGCCUGCGUGGGCUACAUUGGUCAGUAUCGAUUGCACAGCUUGGCGCCAUUCUCUUGAUGACGGGGUUAAGGGCGUGGAUUCGGCGAGGUCUCGCAAGUCCGCCAAGAUCUCUCCAAACUCCGUUAGGUUUCGAACUCGAUUGGUUUGCGACGACAUUCGCGGAUAUCACGAAAAGCCCGUGGAUAUCUGACGCCAAGUUAGAGACUCAAGCAUGGGGCAUUCGGUGUUUGCAAGCACAAAUCAAAGCAUUCGAGGAAGGUGCUCCGCAAAAAGUUUCGACAGUUUCGACUGCCCAUCGUGUUGUCAUGAUCAGGAGACACCUAGUGCAGCUGGCAAACUGGCAGGGGCCGGCGUCCACGGAAGCUGUCUCUCUUGCACGAUCCAUUGAAGCCGCAAUGAAUCUUUUCUUUCGGACUCAGAGCAGAAUUAUUAUACCUGGUCUCUCGCAACGAGAAGGGAAUUGGAACGCUCCUGCCGAUGAGCUUGAAGCAGCCUUAUCGAUGUGGCUUUUCUCAGUUGAUGAGCUUGAGAAGAACGAAGAAAUAAAUCACCAGGAUAUUAUGGGAGAUGAAAAAGACGAUGAGUGGUUGCGCGUCAAAGGACCACCCGCGAGACCUGGUUUGCGCGUCCUAGGCCCAUACACGGAGAGUUUGCACAGAGAUCUCUCGUGGUGGAUGCCCAUCGAGUCAACCAGGAUUAUGAGAUAUUCAACAUUGACAACUUCCCCGAAAGAUGGCAUUCCGAAUGAUGAAAUAAGCAAGGAAACCCACAGAGUCGUCGGGCCUGGUGGAUCCGGCAUCGAUGGUCGGCAAUAUAUUGGAGAAGAAUUGCCCGAGUUCACGAUCGAAAAAAUCCGAACAGAAGAUGACGAGAAUGGAAGCGGAGGCAACGAAGAAACACCUAAGGCCCUCAUUACUAUAGAGGAUGAUAAACCCACCCAUGACUUCUUAGCCGCCGAGUUCCACGGGCCCUUGAAGUCGCUAUAUGCGCAGGACAUAUUCUCAAGCUUUUUCAGGGCUGCAGCAAUGACCCUCAAAGAACCACCCGAAGGCCCCGUGGAAACACGUCCGGAACAUGAAGCGACGGCCAGUACAAGCUGGAAGUCUUUUAUGCUCCAUAGUGACCAGAUUUCGAAGCUGGCCAAGGACAUCGAGAACACCGGACUUGGCAGCCUCAGUGACGUUUAUCUGAGCAUGAUACCCGCGCUUAGCGUCGAAAACAAGCUUCCUGUGGCUUCUGUCAUUAUCGAAUUAGCAAGAGAGAAGGCCCGACAGCACGAGAAGCUGCAGAAAUGGGAGGAGGCGGGAGAGAUAACGUUCACGCUCGAGAAUGAACUAUCCACUCUAGUAACAGUCAUUGUCGUGGAUUUCCUGAGGCAAGUCAGCUUGGGCUUAAAAUUGGCCGAAAAACAAUUACAGGGGUGCGACAGAGAGCAUUCGUCAGGGCUCUCGAGAGUCUCAUCUCUGAAGCGAACCCUUGAAUCUGAGCUUCUUUCCAACUUCCGUGGCUCCAUUAGAGCUCAAACGAUUUUCGCCGCCCUUUUAAAAUUGUAUGGGGCUCAAGGACGUCAAUGGAAGUGCAAGAUCUCUGAGGACCAGGCGUCUUACAGCGAAGCGAAAAUAGCGACAACAAAAAUAUGUGUAGCUGCAGCGAAACAAGCUGCAACGAAACAACAGCUAUUGCAAAACGUUGAAUACACACACUUUCACGAUGCAACCCGGGUCCUGAAUAGAGCAGCCACCGUGAAGGCGAUGCGUUUCGCGGGAGAUAUCAACGAAAAAGAUGUUCUCGGCUGGAUACCUCUGUAUUAUGGGGUGCGCGACCUCCAUAUCACUGAGAUCUUACUGAGAUCGUAUGAGAUAGAGAUCAACGCUCGAGAUUUGAUCGAAUGGACGCCACUUCACUAUGCUUGCACGUAUCCAGAGAAUAAAGACGGGUCAGUUUAUGAGGAGGAUACAAAUAUUGACGGCACCAUUGAAUGCAUGGCCUUUCAUUCUAUCUUGAGCCUCUUGGAGGCAGGAGCGGAAAUCAACGCACAAGGCAGACAUGGAGUCGCACCGAUACACUGUGCCGCAUUCGCAGGUUUUGUGGAGGCAGCCACGUUGUUGACAGAGGCGGGCGCAGAUAUUAACGUUCUUGACGUCUCAGGGAAGACAGCCCUUCACUGGGCUGCAUUCUACGGGAAGCAAGCCACGGUUGAAUGUUUGUGGAAAACUGCCAACAGAACAUUGCGAGAUAGAAAAGGGAGAACGGCUUUGCAUCUUGCAGUGAUCUCGGGGAAAUGGGAAACGGCAAUAUGGCUUGUCAACAAUGACGCUGACAUCAUGGCUAGAGAUCGGAAGAUGAGGAUACCUUUGCAUCAAGCUGCUUGGGACGGGAUGCUCGACGUUGUGAAAUUGAUGUGCGAGAAGUGCCCCACUGCUGUGAACACUUCAGACGGAGACGAGCUGACACCACUGGGUUGCGCGGUCAAGAAUGGGCAAGAAGUAGUUAUCCGAUGGCUUCUCGAGGAGACCGCGGCCGGAAUUAACCCUGAUCGACCGUUCCACGGGGGAGACUCGUUCAUGCUUUCGGCUAUCAAGCAGAAUCGUGCGGAUAUCGCUGGAAUCCUAAUCCAGCACGUUGCCUACUUGACGAGAGUAUUCAGGAACGAGGACAGCCUACUACAAGAGUCUAUCAAUCGUAGGACCGGAAAAAUCACUGAGAUGAUUUUGGCAGCAGGUGGAGGGAAACAGGCUGUAGAACCAUGGCUUUAUGGCUAUAAAGAAGAAGAGCAUGAUAAUUCCGAUAAAGAUUAUUCUUCUUAUACUGAAGAAACUGAUGGAGAAGAUGGAGAAGAUAGAAGAGAUGGAGAAGACAAUGAUUGA